AUGUUCGGACCUGUGGCUUGGGAAGUGCUUGCCUUCGGAACUAUUUCUUUCGCUGUGCUUGGUUCUGGCUCUGGACUACUUUCCAGCCAGCAGGCACUGUCAACGCUUUCGAAUCAGGGCAUGUUUGCAAUCAUUGCCAUAGCUGGUUUCAUUGCAAUGAUUGGAGCAGGGCUGAACCUAGUUCCCGGACGGUCUUUGACGGUAACUACCUCCAGUAACUUUUUUGAUGCUUUCUUGGCUGUCACAAAUCCUGUUCUUGCAUAUGCAGGACACUUCAUGUUCUUUAUUCCGAUAUCUGAGAUGCGUAAACCCGAGGACGCUAGUAUGAAGUGUCUACAGAGCUUCACUACAGUAUUCUAUGUUGUUUUCAGCGUAGUCAUGUAUGUCUACAAUGGAAACACAGUCCAGUCCCUGGUUCUCUUUUCCCUUCCUCCGGUACGGGCAAAGGCAGCAUUCACCAUUGCUCUCCCAAAUUUCCUGUUCUACAAAGCUUGUGUUGUUCGAAUAUUUUGUCAUUCAGAGCACAUCCAUUCACAUACCUUACUCGGGUGGACAGUUUGGACUCUGCUGUGUUUUGCAAGCUCAGCUAUGGCUGCAAUUCUCGCCAUCGCAGUUCCAAUAUUUUCCUACCUAAUCGGCAUCACGGCAGCCCUCUUUGCCGCAUGGUACGCGUAUGGUUUGGCCGUAUUCUUCUGGUUGCAUGACACAUAUCAUCUCGAGGGUGGCAUGGACGGGCUCAAACGACGAUCAAUCGGGACAAUACUCGCAGUGUUGACUAUAAUUUCCGGCACUUUCAUCUGUGUCGCUGGGACUUAUGUGUCGAUAAAGCUCAUCGCUGAAGCCUACGCCAAUGGCCAAGUUGGGAGACCGUUCGUUUGCUAGAGGGGGUUUCAUUGUGGCGUAAUGUGUAGUCCGUGUCGAGUCCUUUAAAUUUAACUUUUAGAGCUUUUCCUAGGACA
Messenger RNA from Suillus plorans, 959 nucleotides. RefSeq lists its product as uncharacterized. NCBI's taxonomy places the organism in Eukaryota, Fungi, Basidiomycota, Agaricomycetes, Boletales, Suillaceae. The record is from RefSeq and is a predicted model, not a curated record. The transcript has 9 exons. Bases 1 to 882 code for a protein of 293 amino acids.